Molecule: messenger RNA, 3669 nt
Organism: Talaromyces stipitatus ATCC 10500
Lineage: Eukaryota; Fungi; Ascomycota; Eurotiomycetes; Eurotiales; Trichocomaceae
Product: RNA helicase-like splicing factor (HRH1), putative
Exons: 2
Coding region: 1-3669 (1222 amino acids)
Biological process (GO): spliceosomal complex disassembly
Cellular component (GO): catalytic step 2 spliceosome; intracellular anatomical structure
Molecular function (GO): RNA binding; ATP binding
Source: RefSeq, a predicted model, not a curated record
AUGGAUGAUCUCGAAUCCUUGGAACUAUUCUCGCUGGUCUCGCGAGUGACCACCGAACUCCAGAACCAUCUCGGAAUCAAUGACAAAACACUAGCCGAAUUCAUUAUCGACCAGCACCUCAAAUGCAAGUCGUUUGCGGAUUUUAAGAAUGAACUCGACGCACUCGGGGCGGAGUUUCCGCCUAGUUUGAUUGAGAGUAUUGAUCGGCUGGUUGUGACGAUGCAUCCCAAGUACAAGUCGAAGAAAGGAAUGGAUUCGGGCAACCGUGAAGUUGACAAUGAUAUGGAGGCGUUAAAUGCUAUGGAGAAAAAAGCGCGGAUUUUCAAGGGAUUGGCGAUUCCGGAUAAAGUUCAGACUUGGGAUGACGAGGAGCCGACGACUGCUGCAAAAAAUGGCACUGUUACGGAGAACGAUGCGCGCGCAGGUGCUAUGGAUGAUACGUUUGCGAUGUUGGAAGGUCUUGCUGGGAAGUCGAGGGAAGACCGUCAUGAGUCGUCGCAAGCUACUAAGCCAAGCAGGAAACGCAGCAGAAGUCCGGAUUACGGAGAUUACGAUUCUACCACGUAUCGACGAAAUAGAGAUAGACGUAAGUCGACCUCUCGAUCACGCAGCCCUGAACCGCGCGAGAGACACAGAAAAGAUACGGAUGAUAGGGAGCGAUAUGACAGAAAGGAGAGACGGAACGGAUACAAAAACGGAUAUGAACGCCGAUCGAGGCGAGAUCAAGAUGAUGACUAUUUCCGUCGACCCCCAACCCCUGAAAUAGACGAUCAACCUGUUCUUCAUAAGAUUUAUGAUGGUCGCGUCACAGGCAUCAAAGACUUUGGAGCAUUCGUGAAUCUACAAGGUGUCAGAGGAAAAGUGGAUGGACUCGUGCAUGUUUCGGCAAUGCAAGAAGGUGCCCGUGUCAACCAUCCUUCUGACCUUGUGUCCAGGGGUCAACCAGUUAAGGUCAAGGUUAUUAGCAUACAGGGUACGAGGAUUGGACUUUCAAUGAAAGAAGUCGACCAGGUUACCGGACGGGACCUGAUUCCUGAAAAGCGGCUUGCUUCAGGGGCCAAUAUGGAGAGAUUGUCUGGCUCUGAUGGCAAGGAUCGCUAUGGAAACCUCAGUUCUGACGUCCCAGUCAUCGAAGGAGAUUACGACAGAAAACAGUUUAGGAACAAGAAGAGACUGACCUCUCCGGAACGAUGGGAGAUCAAGCAGCUCAUUGCCUCGGGAGCUGUAUCGGCAGCAGACUACCCCGAUAUUGACGAGGAAUAUCACGCUACUUUGGCCGGUGAAGGCGAGUUUGAGGAGGAAGAAGAUAUCGAUAUCGAGGUUCGUGACGAGGAACCGCCUUUCCUUGCUGGUCAGACGAAACAGUCAUUGGAACUCUCACCCAUUAGGGUUGUUAAGGCACCCGAUGGAUCCUUGAAUCGCGCAGCCAUGGCCGGUACAAACCUGGCCAAAGAACGUCGAGAACUACGACAACAAGAAGCAGCUGAAAAAGCAGCAGAGCAAGCAGCUGAUAUCGAUCUCAAUGCACAAUGGGAGGAUCCUAUGGCUGAUCCAGAACAAAGAAGAUUCGCAGCUGAUCUCCGCAAGGCGCCCGAUGUCAAAUCUGAUGCCGCUGUCCCCGAAUGGAAGGCGGUCACCCAGGGCAAAAACGUCUCCAUGGGCAAAAGGACAAACCUCAGCAUCAAAGAGCAACGAGAGAGCCUGCCUGUCUUCCAAUUUAGACAGCAACUACUCGAUGCUGUGCGAGAUAACCAGUUCUUGAUUGUUGUGGGCGAGACUGGGUCUGGAAAGACGACUCAAAUGACGCAGUAUCUUGCGGAGGCUGGUUAUGCGAAUAAUGGUAUCAUAGGAUGCACACAACCACGUCGUGUAGCUGCAAUGUCUGUUGCAAAACGUGUUGCAGAAGAAGUUAAUUGCAAGUUAGGUGAGGAGGUUGGGUAUACCAUACGUUUCGAAGAUUGCACAAGCCCCAAAACGAGGAUCAAAUACAUGACGGACGGAAUGUUAGAGAGAGAGAUUCUGGUUGACCCAGAUCUCAAGCGAUAUAGCGUUUGUAUUUUGGAUGAGGCUCACGAGAGAACGAUCUCAACAGAUAUCCUUUUUGGCCUGUUGAAGAAGACUGUGAAACGGCGUCCGGACUUGAAGGUCAUCGUGACUUCUGCCACGCUUGAUGCAGACAAGUUUUCGGAGUACUUUUUCGGAUGUCCCAUAUUUUCGAUCCCGGGUCGUACUUACCCGGUCGAGAUUUUGUAUAGUCGAGAGCCGGAAAGCGACUAUCUGGAUGCUGCUCUCGUUUCAGUCAUGCAGAUCCAUCUUACGGAACCCCCUGGUGAUAUUCUGCUCUUUUUGACAGGACAGGAAGAAAUCGACACAAGUUGCGAGAUCCUGUAUGAGCGAAUGAAAGCCCUAGGUCCUAGCGUUCCUGAACUUGUUAUCCUACCCGUCUAUUCGGCUUUGCCCAGUGAAAUGCAAAGUAGAAUCUUCGAGCCGGCGCCUCCGGGUGGGCGGAAAGUGGUUAUUGCUACGAAUAUUGCGGAAACCUCUAUUACGAUUGAUGGUAUUUAUUAUGUCAUUGAUCCUGGAUUCGUCAAAGAGAGUGUCUAUGAUCCAUCAAAGGGAAUGGAUGCAUUAGUUGUGACGCCUAUUUCUCAAGCUCAAGCGAAGCAACGAGCUGGACGAGCUGGGAGAACAGGACCUGCCUACCAAUCAGAAAUGCUACCGACCUCUGUUCCUGAGAUUCAACGUAAAAACUUGGCACACACGAUUCUCAUGCUCAAGGCUAUGGGAAUCAACGACAUAUUGGGCUUCGAUUUCUUCUCACCGCCUUCAGUUAACACUACACUCACGGCUCUUGAGGAAUUGUACGCAUUGUCAGCUUUGGAUGAUGAAGGUCUCUUGACCCGUUUAGGCCGGAAAAUGGCAGAUUUUCCUAUGGAGCCUAGUUUGGCAAAAGUCCUUCUUGCCUCUGUUGAUAUGGGAUGUUCUGAAGAGAUAUUGACUAUUGUUGCGAUGCUUUCGGUUACAUCGGUUUUUUACAGACCUAAGGAGAAACAGCAGCAAGCGGACCAAAAGAAGGCCAAGUUCCAUGAUCCCCACGGUGAUCAUCUCACAUUGUUGAAUGUCUACAAUGCUUGGAAGCAAUCCAAUUUCAAUAAUGCAUGGUGCUUUGAGAACUUCAUACAGGCUCGGCAAAUGCGUCGUGCGCAAGAUGUUAGAAAGCAGCUUGUGGGCAUCAUGGAACGAUAUCGUCAUAAAAUCGUUUCUUGCGGUAGGGAUACCACCAAAGUACGCUUGGCCUUGUGCACAGGAUUCUUUCGAAACGCAGCCCGCAAAGACCCUCAGGAAGGUUACAAAACUCUUAUUGAGGGUACACCUGUGUAUCUUCAUCCGAAUUCGGCAUUGUUCGGUAAACCAGCCGAGCACGUUAUCUACAAUGAGUUGGUUCUUACGACUCGAGAAUACAUGACGACAGUCACAGCCAUAGAGCCGAAAUGGCUCGUGGAAGCAGCACCGACAUUCUUCAAAGUGGCACCGACAGAUCGUCUCUCGAAACGGAAGAAAGCUGAGCGAAUUCAGCCUUUACACAACAAAUUUGCUGGUCAAGACGACUGGCGACUCUCUGCACAACGGAGACAGGGUCGUGGUGGAGGUGGAGGUACUUGGGGUUAG